AUGGACAUCCGGAAUCUAUUCAACGAUUUAGAUGAGACAGUGGUGACCUACCUGCCGGACACAGACGAGGUCAUUCAAGACCACAUCCCAAUGGAGGCUGAGCAGGUGUGGAAGAAGACUACCGUGAAGCGCUUCCUUUAA
This is a messenger RNA of Peronospora matthiolae, 141 nucleotides long. NCBI's taxonomy places the organism in Eukaryota, Oomycota, Peronosporomycetes, Peronosporales, Peronosporaceae. The record is from the annotation of a GenBank genome assembly.